CCCCGAACAAAUACCAAAGGCGCAGGAUUUGACCUCUUUGCGUUCUUCACGUCCACUCAACACCACCAGUAUCAACAAUGGCUCCUAUCACAAAGAAGGCGGGCAAGGCCCAGAAGCAGACCAAGAAGUUCAUCAUCAACGCUUCGCAGCCUGCUAGCGACAAGAUCUUCGACGUCUCUGCCUUUGAGAAGUUCCUCCAGGACCACAUCAAGGUUGACGGCCGCACCAACAACCUGGGCGAUAACGUCGUCAUCCAGCAGUCUGGUGAUGGCAAGAUCGAGGUCAUUGCCCACAACGAGCUCUCUGGCCGCUACCUCAAGUACCUGACCAAGAAGUUCCUCAAGAAGCAGCAGCUCCGUGACUGGCUCCGUGUCGUCUCCACCUCCCGUGGUGUCUACGAGCUCAAGUUCUUCAACGUCGUCAACGAUGACGCCGAUGAGGAUGAGGAGUAAAGCGGCUUGACAAAGCUUUGAACAAAAAAAGGAGCCAUAUGGGAAAUGAAGAAUGGUUGUGGGAAUGAAAUAGCAACUUGCAGCAACCUGGACAUCAUCUUUCUGAUGGAGGAUAUAUAACCACGUGCGGCUUUUGAAAGGCCGUCGUCAGCGUGCUGGGGAUCUCUGAAAAGGAGAAACCCCUUGGUUUGGGUUGCUCGAGUCUAGUCAAUGAAGAAAAGAAGCAGCCAUUUUGAGUGGACCUACUUACAUUAAC
Trichoderma virens Gv29-8 is the source of this 708-nucleotide messenger RNA. RefSeq lists its product as uncharacterized. Gene Ontology annotation, biological process: cytoplasmic translation. The transcript is spliced from 4 exons. Bases 78 to 452 code for a protein of 124 amino acids. Gene Ontology annotation, molecular function: structural constituent of ribosome; RNA binding. Lineage: Eukaryota; Fungi; Ascomycota; Sordariomycetes; Hypocreales; Hypocreaceae. Gene Ontology annotation, cellular component: ribosome. The record is from RefSeq and is a predicted model, not a curated record.